Ilex paraguariensis (yerba mate) is the source of this 1568-nucleotide messenger RNA. The record is from the annotation of a GenBank genome assembly. Lineage: Eukaryota; Viridiplantae; Streptophyta; Magnoliopsida; Aquifoliales; Aquifoliaceae.
AUGAAAUUUUCCAAGGGACUGUUGCAGAUGAAGCACAUUGACAACAUCCCAUCAACACCUGGCAAGUUCAAGAUGGAGAAAUCUCCAUACAUUCACAGACUGAGAUGGCACUCUUCUUUAGCCAAGCUCACCUUAUGGUCCUUCGUGUUCUUGGGCUUGAUCUAUUUUUUCUUUUACAGAUCACCGUCUUCGUUUUCACCGAGACCCACAGAUCUCUCUCGCCGAUCGCUUCGAACCAAUUUCUAUGGCGGCCCCGCCUGGGAAAAACAGGUCCGGUCCUCGGCUCGAGUCCGGUCCCGGAAUGGGAUCUCUGUGCUUGUCACCGGAGCCGCCGGGUUCGUCGGAACACACGUGUCCGCCGCCCUGAAACGCCGUGGUGACGGUGUUCUCGGGCUCGAUAGUUUCAAUGACUAUUAUGAUCCGUCAUUGAAACGAGCCCGCCAGGCGCUCUUAGAGCGCUCUGGAAUCUACAUUGUGGAUGGUGACAUUAAUGAUGUCUCUCUCCUCAAGAAGCUAUUUGAUAUUGUAGCAUUUACCCAUGUAAUGCACUUGGCCGCGCAGGCCGGUGUAAGAUAUGCAUUGGAAAAUCCGAGCUCUUAUGUGCAUAGUAAUAUUGCUGGGCUUGUGAGUGUUCUUGAGGUUUGUAAAAGUGUCAAUCCACAGCCGUCAAUUGUGUGGGCAUCGUCUAGUUCUGUUUAUGGAUUGAAUACCAAAGUACCAUUUUCGGAGAGAGAUAGAACAGACCAGCCUGCUAGUUUGUAUGCUGCAACAAAGAAGGCUGGUGAGGAAAUUGCACAUACUUAUAAUCAUAUAUACGGACUUUCGCUUACUGGGUUGCGUUUCUUCACGGUUUAUGGACCUUGGGGGAGGCCUGACAUGGCAUAUUUCUUCUUUACGAGGGACAUAUUGAAGGGGAAGUCAAUAACCAUCUUUGAAGCAGCUAAUCAUGGCACAGUUGCAAGGGAUUUUACCUACAUUGAUGAUAUUGUGAAGGGUUGCUUGGCAGCAUUGGAUACCGCGGAGAAGAGUACUGGUAGUGGUGGUAAGAAGAAGGGGCCAGCUCAAUUGCGGGUGUACAAUUUGGGAAAUACUUCUCCGGUGCCAGUUUCGGAUCUUGUGAGCAUUUUGGAGAGGCUGCUGAAAGUGAAGGCCAAAAGGUUGAUAAUGAAGUUACCACGGAAUGGGGAUGUGCAAUUCACCCACGCAAAUAUAAGUUUGGCCAAGAGGGAGCUUGGGUAUAAGCCUACAACAGAUCUGCAGACAGGUUUGAAGAAAUUUGUUCGAUGGUACCUCAGUUACUAUGGUAAUGGAAAGAGGAGUGUGCAGUGAUACAUUCUUUCAAUUUGUGGUAGGAGAAUUCAGAUUCUUAUUCAUUUUGAUUCAUAUGAUUGCUUUUAACAUAUCGCCAUUCACCGGAUUAUCUCGAUUGAAUAUAUCUUAAUGAUGCCAUAUGGGGGAGGAAAUUUGCAUCCCAGGAUAAAGAAGUUUUUGUGGUUGGUUCACAUUGUUUGCUGGCCAUUCUAAUUCCGGUCUUAUCAAAGGAAAUCCAGAGCCAUCUACUUUUAAGU